This is a messenger RNA of Dermacentor albipictus, 1346 nucleotides long. NCBI's taxonomy places the organism in Eukaryota, Metazoa, Arthropoda, Arachnida, Ixodida, Ixodidae. The record is from RefSeq and is a predicted model, not a curated record.
GUAGCACAGAAUGCCACAUCCAUGUGACGUCGCAGGAUUGCCGAACGGCCCGCACCCCUUAACCAAGAGCAGGAAUGAGCCACAAAGCAGCCUCUGAGGGCAACUGCAGCCGUGGCAUUGCGUGUAAAAGUUGCGUCUCGGCCAUCCUUGCGACACGCUUGUAAAAUGUCGCAGCCAGCGCCAACGUUUGCUUCGUUCCUCUCGAGGGCUCCUCCUGUACUGAGCACGCAGGGGGCCACCACAGUCUUUCAGUUUGCACCCACAGUGCAGGUAGACCCAAAAGCACCUUUCAAGUUCAAUGCACCACCUACAGAAGCCACACCAAAGCCGAAGCCACCCGCGCCGCAACUGAUCAACUUGGAGAAGUACCUGGACAGCACGGUAUUCUCAGACGUGGAGUUCGUGGUACAGUCAGAGCGGUACUUGCUUACGAGGACCAUCCGAGCGCACAAGCAGUUCCUGGCCAUGAGAAAUGACGUCUUUGGCACCAUGUUCUUUGGCAGUCUGCCCGAAAAGGACAAGGUCUGCAUCACUGACCUGCACCCAAGUGGAUUCUACGGGCUGCUCAAGUACCUCUACUCAGGCACUUGCGAACCUGACUCCUUCGAAGAGGCAAUCCACAUUCGAGAAGCUGCAGACAAGUACCUCGUGCCUGAACUUGUGACAGUGUGCUCCAAAUACAUUGAAGCAAACAUGUCCGCUGACAAGGUCUGUCCCCUUUUGGACUGUCUGGCAACAACUGACACUGACAGGAUCGACAAGGCAGCUCUUCAGGUGCUCAAGAAUGAUGCCCUUUCAGUGAUCAAUUCCGAAUCGUUCAUCGAAUCGCUCGACAGCACGGUGGAGUCCAUUCUGAAAGUCAUAAGUGGUGUGCCCGAGAGUUGCAUCUUCCUGGCCAUCCGGAAGUGGGCAGAAGAGAAGUGCCGAAAGUCUCUGUCAUUGGGUGAGACCCCACUGGAGCUGCAAGCGGUCAUUCGGCCCUUUCUUCCCAAGCUGCGCUUCCUGGCCCUGACUCCACAGGAGUAUGUCAAGGGUCCCGGUUCGUGGAAUGUGCUCGAGGACCAAGAAGAUUUCGCCAUCCUCAGGAACAUCAUCGUUCACGAUUCUGUGCCACUGCCUUCUUGGGUCUGCACUGAUGACACAGCUCGUGGACAGCUGCUUUUUAAAGCUAAUCCAUUCGAAACAAGUGAUGCGUCAGUGACUGUAGUGAGGAAAAAAAGCCCAGCUGCUGAAGGCAAUGAAAAACCUAAAUGACAUCUGCUUGAACCACACAGUGAAGCAAUUUUUUUAGAAAGGACAGUUCCAGUGGGAUACGAGACAUACAAUAAAUAAUUGUUUUGAUGAAA